Messenger RNA from Fusarium sp. VM40, 750 nucleotides. The record is from the annotation of a GenBank genome assembly. NCBI's taxonomy places the organism in Eukaryota, Fungi, Ascomycota, Sordariomycetes, Hypocreales, Nectriaceae.
AUGUCUUCUGAAACCCCCCUCCUCGACCCUGCCAUCUUCUCCCACCUGCAGGAGAAGAUCGAUGAAGAGGCCACUGUCCGUGAUAACCUCACGCAGAUAAUUCAGCGUCUGGAGCGCGCCGCCGCCACCGCUCAAGGUCUUCUUUCUCGCGUGCACUCUACUCCCCGCGCUCGCUAUCCUGCGCUGGUUUCUCAGGUUGAGGAUGCUAUCAAAGAAGAGGUCGCUAUCGUGAAGGAGCUCAGCGAGGUUGCUAGCCAGCACCCAUACUACAAAUACAACUUCAAGUGGGCGAGAACUGUCCAAAAUGCCAUCGGUACCGCCAUCUACGCUGCCUGGCUCGGCGGUCUAGGCUCCGACUCACAGCCCGCCUCUCUGGGCCGUCUCCUCACUCUCGAGCAAGUCGGUGACGUUUUCCAGGUCCCUACAAACCUGAAGGACCGUGACGCCUUCCACUUCACCAUCGAGGAAUAUCUCCUCUCCCUAACAGACCUAACCAACGAGAUUGCCCGCCUGGCCCCCAACGCUGUGACCCUCGGUGAUUUUGAGCUUCCUCUCGUUAUCAGCGGGUUCCUCAAAGAUCUCUUUGCCGGGUUCCAGCUCCUUAACCUCAAGAACGACAUCCUUCGCAAGCGAGCCGAUGCCGUCAAGUAUGACGUCAAGAGAGUUGAAGAUGUUGUUUACGAUUUGAGCCUGCGCGGACUAGUCAAGAGGGCCGGCGAGGGUGAUACGGAGAUGGCUGCUGCCGAGUAA